Messenger RNA from Protopterus annectens (West African lungfish), 1528 nucleotides. Its product is annotated as 5-phosphohydroxy-L-lysine phospho-lyase-like. The coding region runs from base 252 to 1448 and encodes 398 amino acids. Gene Ontology annotation, molecular function: transaminase activity; pyridoxal phosphate binding. The transcript is spliced from 12 exons. Gene Ontology annotation, cellular component: mitochondrion. Lineage: Eukaryota; Metazoa; Chordata; Ceratodontiformes; Protopteridae. The record is from RefSeq and is a predicted model, not a curated record.
CCGUAGGGCGGGAAUCUCUCAAGCACCGUAUGAACCGAGUGAGUGACCGUCACCCCAAUUCAACUAACUGCACUGUACCUCUGACAGCACAGGACCCCAGAUGUUACUGCGGACUAAAUCCCAAAUAAAAGCAAAUCCGAGCUGAGAAACUGGAAGUACUUGGCUGACAGUCUGAUCCCACUACAAGGCCUUCCUGCAGGCUUUUCUUCCCUGAUGAGCCAAUAAAAAUUGUCCGUGGUGAAGGACAGUACAUGUAUGAUGAAAACGGAAGACGAUAUCUUGAUUGCAUCACGAAUGUAGUCCAUGUUGGACAUGGCCACCCUGUUGUGGCCAAAGCUGCUUUUCAGCAACUGCAAGUCCUAAACACAAAUGCCAGGUUUCUCCAUGACAAUAUUGUCCAAUAUGCCACAAGACUGUCCUCUACACUGCCUGAAAAGCUCUGCAUUUUCUAUUUUGUCAACUCUGGCUCAGAAGCAAAUGAUCUUGCCCUCCGGCUUGCUCGGCAUUACACUCAACAUGAAGAUGUUAUUGUUUUAGAAGAAGCUUACCAUGGACAUCUGUCAUCGCUGAUAGAUAUUAGUCCUUACAAAUUCAAGCAUUUAGGAGGACAGAAGGAGUGGGUUCACGUGGCACCCCUUCCAGACACUUACAGAGGAAGGUACCGAGAGGACCACGAAGACCCGGCACAGGCAUAUGCAGAAGAACUAAAGAGAGUCAUAAGUGAAGCACAUAGCAAAGGAAGGAAGAUUGCUGCGUUUUUUGUAGAGUCAUUGCCGAGUGUUGCAGGUCAGAUUAUUUUACCACCUGGCUAUUUGCAAAGAGCUAGACAACUAAUACAUGAAGCAGGGGGGCUGAUUGUUGCUGACGAAGUUCAUACUGGUUUUGGUCGGAUUGGCAAACAUUUUUGGGCGUUUCAGCUGCAAGGAAAAGACUUUGUACCAGACAUUGUCACUAUGGGAAAACCCAUGGGAAAUGGUCACCCCAUUUCUUGUGUGGUCACAACAAAAGAAAUUGCAGAAGCCUUUACAUCAACAGGAGUGGAGUAUUUUAACACUUUUGGUGGGAACCCAGUUUCUUGUGCAAUUGGCCUUGCAGUUUUGGAUGUCAUUGAACAAGAAGGUCUUCGAGAAAAUGCCACUAAAGUAGGCAAGUACCUGACAGAACUUUUCACCGAACUGAAAAAGAAGCAUCCGAUAAUUGGCGAUAUCAGAGGUUUUGGCCUGUUUCUUGGUGUGGAUUUGAUCAAAGAUAAUGACAAAAGAACUCCAGCAACUGAAGAGGCAGAUAAUCUGAUAAAAAGGUUGAAGAGAGAAGGUAUUAUUUUAAGUAAAGAUGGACCAGGAGGAAAUGUUCUCAAAUUUAAACCACCAAUGUGCUUCAGUAUGGAUGAUGCCAAAUUUGUUGUUGAAAAAAUCGAUGAGAUUUUAACAGGUUGGAACAAAAACUAAAACUCCAUUUUAAAAAUUCCUGAGGUUUGCAUUAAAAAUGGUGUCAUAAGAAUUAUGCUCAAUAAAUUCAUGCAUUUGUA